This is a messenger RNA of Cucurbita moschata (crookneck pumpkin), 2938 nucleotides long. RefSeq names its product protein NRT1/ PTR FAMILY 5.10-like. The record is from RefSeq and is a predicted model, not a curated record. The transcript has 6 exons. Lineage: Eukaryota; Viridiplantae; Streptophyta; Magnoliopsida; Cucurbitales; Cucurbitaceae. Gene Ontology annotation, molecular function: tripeptide transmembrane transporter activity; dipeptide transmembrane transporter activity. Gene Ontology annotation, biological process: dipeptide transport; transmembrane transport. Bases 30 to 2639 code for a protein of 869 amino acids. Gene Ontology annotation, cellular component: membrane.
GCGGCUCUCCCUCCGCACUAAACGCUAAAAUGGAGGCUCCUCUCUUGGAAGACACGGUGGAGGGUGCUGUUGAUUACCAUGGCCGCCCAGUCCGGAGAUCCGAUUCCGGCGGCUGGAGAUCCGCCGCUCUCAUCAUAGGAGUGGAGGUUGCCGAGAGAUUCGCCUACUACGGAGUUUCCUCCAACUUAAUUAACUUCUUGACCGACCAGCUCGGCCAGUCGACGGCCACAGCGGCGGAGAAUGUCAAUGUCUGGUCGGCUGCCGCCUCCUUGCUGCCUCUACUCGGCGCCUUUCUGGCUGAUUCCUUCCUCGGACGAUACCGUACCAUCGCUCUUUCCUCUGUCCUUUACAUCCUGGGACUUGGAUUGUUGACUGUGUCUGCAACGCUUCAUUCUCCCAGCAUUUCUGGCUGCCAACAGACCGAAAAAUCCCUACCAUGUUCCCCCGGCCUUUUCCAAGUAAUUCUAUUUUUCUCCUCCGUAUAUAUUGUGGCAUUUGCUCAAGGUGGACACAAGCCUUGCGUCCAAGCUUUCGGAGCUGACCAAUUUGAUGCACAACAUCCAGAAGAGAGCAAAGCUAAAAGCUCUUUCUUCAAUUGGUGGUAUUUCUGUAUCUCUUUGGCCACAUUUGCAACUGUUAAUAUCUUAAACUAUGUGCAAGAUAACCUCAGCUGGAGUCUUGGGUUUGGAAUUCCUUGUAUUUCUAUGGUUUUGGCACUCGUAGUCUUCUUGCUUGGAACUAGGACGUACAGGUUCAUUAACAGAGGAGAUGAGGAAAACCCAUUUGUAAGAAUUGGACGAGUGUUUAUCACAGCAGUAAGAAAUUGGCGAGUAAAUUCUUCUGAAAUAGCUCAUGAAGAGGAAAUCUGUGGCCUUUUACCACACCAUAGCUCUCAACAGUUCAGGUUCCUCAACAAAGCAUUGAUUGUACCUUAUAGUUCGAAGGAAGGCGGUCAUACAUGUACCAUCAGUGAAGUUGAGGAAGCAAAAGCAGUACUUAGGCUUGUUCCCAUCUGGGUUACAUGCUUAGCAUAUGCUAUUGUAUUCUCCCAGUCAUCAACUUUCUUUACUAAACAAGGAGUCACGAUGAACAGAUCAAUAGUUCCUGGAUUCGACGUACCUGCUGCUUCACUUCAAUCCUUUAUCGGUCUGUCCAUUGUCGUUUCCCUCCCGAUAUAUGAUCGCAUACUCAUUCCGAUUGCAAGAAAUUUCACUGGGAAACCUUCUGGAAUUACAAUGCUACAGAGAAUUGGAUUUGGGAUGCUAUUAUCUGCUCUUUCCAUGGUCAUUGCUGCAUUAGUCGAGAUAAAAAGGCUCGAAACAGCUCAAGAAUAUGGUUUGGUUGAUCUGCCAAAGGCGACUGUUCCUUUGAGUAUAUGGUGGCUGGUUCCUCAAUAUGUACUAUUUGGAGUUGCCGAUGCUUUCACCAUGGUUGGGUUGCAGGAGUUUUUCUAUGACCAGGCUCCGAGCGGAUUAAGAAGCAUCGGUCUGUCGCUGUACCUGAGUAUUUUUGGCGUUGGCAACUUCUUAAGCAGCUUUCUCAUCUCUGCCAUUGAAAAUCUAAGCAGUGGGGAUGGCAAAGAAAGCUGGUUCAAUAAUAAUCUGAACAAAGCUCAUCUUGAUUACUUCUACUGGUUGCUUGCUGGGCUUAGUGCUGUUGGGUUGGCUGCUUUCCUAUGUUUUGCAAGAACUUACAUCUACGGUAAGGGGAAUACCACGUUGUUUAUCACAGCAGUAAGAAAUUGGCGAGUAAAUUCUUCUGAAAUAGCUCAUGAAGAGGAAAUCUGUGGCCUUUUACCACACCAUAGCUCUCAACAGUUCAGGUUCCUCAACAAAGCAUUGAUUGUACCUUAUAGUUCGAAGGAAGGCGGUCAUACAUGUACCAUCAGUGAAGUUGAGGAAGCAAAAGCAGUACUUAGGCUUGUUCCCAUCUGGGUUACAUGCUUAGCAUAUGCUAUUGUAUUCUCCCAGUCAUCAACUUUCUUUACUAAACAAGGAGUCACGAUGAACAGAUCAAUAGUUCCUGGAUUCGACGUACCUGCUGCUUCACUUCAAUCCUUUAUCGGUCUGUCCAUUGUCGUUUCCCUCCCGAUAUAUGAUCGCAUACUCAUUCCGAUUGCAAGAAAUUUCACUGGGAAACCUUCUGGAAUUACAAUGCUACAGAGAAUUGGAUUUGGGAUGCUAUUAUCUGCUCUUUCCAUGGUCAUUGCUGCAUUAGUCGAGAUAAAAAGGCUCGAAACAGCUCAAGAAUAUGGUUUGGUUGAUCUGCCAAAGGCGACUGUUCCUUUGAGUAUAUGGUGGCUGGUUCCUCAGUAUGUACUAUUUGGAGUUGCCGAUGCUUUCACCAUGGUUGGGUUGCAGGAGUUUUUCUAUGACCAGGCUCCGAGCGGAUUAAGAAGCAUCGGUCUGUCGCUGUACCUGAGUAUUUUUGGCGUUGGCAACUUCUUAAGCAGCUUUCUCAUCUCUGCCAUUGAAAAUCUAAGCAGUGGGGAUGGCAAAGAAAGCUGGUUCAAUAAUAAUCUGAACAAAGCUCAUCUUGAUUACUUCUACUGGUUGCUUGCUGGGCUUAGUGCUGUUGGGUUGGCUGCUUUCCUAUGUUUUGCAAGAACUUACAUCUACGGUAAGGGGAAUACCACGUGAAAAAAGACUGUUUCGCUAGCACUGUAAUUUAAAGCUGUGUAUUGAAAUCUGAAAUCGUAUAUCGAGUAAGAUAACCUGGCUUAAGUUGCCUGUUUAUACGUGUUUUCCAUCCUUUGCAAGAACAGGAGCUUACAUUUAGAAUAGGAGGAAUACCACAUGAUGAUCUCAACUGUGUUGGAGCUUUGUAAUUUAAAGCUCUGAGAUUGGAUAGGCAUUGUUGUAUAUCGAACUGGUUCGAUUUGAAACUUGAUCCAGGUUAAGCGAGCCCUUUGAUCACGGACAAAGUUUUAUGGUAUUAA